AUGUUGAAUCCGUCCCAAGCCGUGGACUCUGGCGUCCAAGUCUUGGUGGACAUCGAUUCCACCCCACAGUUCCAACCUUCCAAGACCACAGUGCAAGAUAUCCUGACCCCAGAGGCGCUGGGCUUCGUGGUUCUUCUGCACCGCACUUUCGACGCGCGCCGUCGCCAGUUACUCGCCAACAGACAAACCGUACAGGAGGAGCUGGACCGCGGCACGUGCGAGCUCGGGUUCUUGCCCGAGACGAAGGCCGUGCGGGACGAUGUGUCCUGGCAGGGCGCCUUCCCGGGGCCGGGCCUCGCGGAGAGACACUCUGAGAUAACCGGGCCUCCCCUCCGCAACAUGCUGGUGAACGCUCUGAACGCGCCCGUCUCCACUUACAUGACGGACUUCGAGGACUCCGCAGCGCCCACCUGGGACAACUGCGUGUAUGGACAGGUCAAUCUGUACGACGCGAUUCGCGAUCAGGUCGAUUUCCACACCCCACGCAAGGAAUAUCGCCUGCGCGACAAGUUUGCCACGCUGCCCACGGUGCUGGUGCGUCCCCGCGGCUGGCACAUGGAGGAAAAGCAUGUGUCGGUGGACGGCAGGCCGCUUUCUGCGUCUCUGUUCGACUUCGGCCUUUAUUUCUGGCACAAUGCGCACAAGCUUGUGGAGAUUGGCAAGGGCCCGUACUUCUACUUGCCCAAGAUGGAACACCACCUCGAGGCGCGCUUGUGGAACGACGUCUUCAACGUGGCCCAGGACUACAUCGGCAUGUCGCGUGGAACGAUCCGCGCGACCUCGCUGAUAGAGACGCUUCCAGCGGCUUUCCAGAUGGAGGAGUUUAUCUACGAGCUGCGCAACCACUGCGCGGGCCUCAACUGCGGCCGCUGGGACUACAUCUUCAGCACUAUCAAGCGCCUGCGCAACAAGCCCGAGCAUGUCUUGCCCGACCGCGACCACGUGACCAUGACCGCGCCCUUCAUGGACGCCUACGUGCGCCGCUUGAUCGAGACCUGUCACCGCCGUGGUGUGCAUGCCAUGGGCGGAAUGGCGGCCCAGAUCCCGAUCAAGAACGACGUCAGCGCGAACGACGCUGCGAUGGCCAAGGUUCGCUCCGACAAAGAACGCGAGAUGACCAAGGGCCAUGACGGGUCUUGGGUCGCCCACCCUGCCCUGGCACCCAUUUGCAACGAGGUAUUCGACCGUAUGCUCACCGCAAACCAGAUCCAUUACAUCCCAGAAAGCAACGUCACUGCGGCUGACUUGCUCAACACCCGUAUCUCUUCUGGAGGUGUCACUACAGACGGAAUCCGUCAAAACCUGUCCAUCGGCCUACAAUACAUGGAGGCGUGGCUACGUGGAUCUGGGUGCGUCCCCAUCAACAACCUCAUGGAGGAUGCCGCCACCGCAGAAGUCUCGAGAUGCCAACUGUACCAGUGGGUGACGCACAGUGUGAAGCUCGCCGACACUGGCGAGGUGGUGACGCCGGACCUGACCCAGCGCAUCUUGGAGGAGCAAGUGGCAGAACUGUCAGCAAAGAGCCCUCUUGGAAACAACAACAAGUUCGCCCUAGCAGCCAAAUAUUUCCUGCCGGAGAUUAGGGGCGAAAAAUUCAGCGAGUUUUUGACCACACUACUUUACGACGAGAUCGUGACCGCCAAGACAGCACGUCUGUAA
Molecule: messenger RNA, 1659 nt
Organism: Lachancea dasiensis
Lineage: Eukaryota; Fungi; Ascomycota; Saccharomycetes; Saccharomycetales; Saccharomycetaceae
Source: the annotation of a GenBank genome assembly